Molecule: messenger RNA, 2154 nt
Organism: Aspergillus thermomutatus
Lineage: Eukaryota; Fungi; Ascomycota; Eurotiomycetes; Eurotiales; Aspergillaceae
Product: putative Melibiase subfamily
Exons: 1
Coding region: 1-2154 (717 amino acids)
Biological process (GO): carbohydrate catabolic process
Molecular function (GO): alpha-galactosidase activity
Source: RefSeq, a predicted model, not a curated record
AUGAUGCCGCUGCGAAUAAUUACACUGGAAAGCCAUGCUCUUCGAGUCAAAGUCCUUAUUGACAAAUAUGGGGCAGCUUUCCUACAAGAGGUGCUCCCUCUUCCCGGCACUUCGCCGAACCCCGUGUCCAAAAAUUUCAGUGACUCGUAUGCGCCCUUGGUAGAGGUGCGGCUGGCCGGAGAAGGAACAGAAAGAAACAAAUCCUCGAAGAGCCUUGUCGGAAGCUAUGUCGGUGCUCGUCUGCGAUAUCAGUCUCAUGAGUUCGAUAACGGCGCAGACACCCAGACACUCCAUAUUCGACUAAAAGACGGUAUAUCCGGGGCGCUCGUGACCUCGCACCUCACCAUUUACGAGGGAUUCCCCGUGCUACGUGCAACGGCUAGCGUUCGAAACGAUGGCGACAAAGACCUCUUCGUGACGCAGCUCACGUCGCUAGUUCUCGGUGGGCUAUCGGCGGGUUCGGAGAGAUGGUGGCACGAGUACAAACUCUCCGUACCGAACAACUCGUGGUUCCGAGAAGCUCAGUGGGUUGAACAUGAUUUGCCCAGUCUUGGAAUUGAUGAUUACGGUGUCUACGGACGGCCUGAGUAUCAUUGGGGAACGCUGGGGCACUAUUCGGUGUCGAACCGCUGCACCUUUUCCACGGAAGGACAUCUUCCCAUGGGACUUCUGAAGCGUGUGGACAACAGAGAUACCUGGCUCUGGCAGGUGGAGAACAAUGGCUCGUGGCGAUGGGAGAUAGGCGACUGGAAGGACAGCAUUUAUCUGGCUGCUGGUGGACCGGUAGAGACCGAGCAUGACUGGAGGGAGAGGCUCGCCCCGGGAACCGAGUUUACGACCGUGCCUGUAGCUCUGUGCCACGUCCAGGACGACCAUGAAAAGGCUUUUGCAGCAAUGACCCGGUACAGACGCCGGAUAAGGCGUCAGCAUCGAGACCAUGUCCGACUACCGAUCAUCUUCAAUGAUUACAUGAACUGCUUGAUGGGCGACCCUACUGAGGAGAAAAUAUUGGCGCAUGUAAAUCCUGUAGUCAAAGCAGGGGCGGAGUACUUUGUGAUUGACGCUGGCUGGUAUGCCGACGACUCCGGUCGGUGGGACGAUGUUGGGCUGUGGGAGCCAUCUCAGAAGAGGUUUCCAUCGGGAUUCAAAAGCCUCCUGAGUCAGAUCCGGGAUAAAGGACUGAUACCGGGGCUUUGGAUUGAGCCUGAAGUCAUUGGAGUCCGCAGUGUUGUGGCCAACCAGCUGCCAAACGAAGCGUUCUUCCAGCGAGAUGGGCAUCGCGUCGUGGAGAAGAAUCGAUAUCAACUUGAUUACCGCCAUCCUGCCGUUCGAGAACACAUGAGCGCCGUCAUCCAUCGUCUUGCUACCGAAGAUGGCGUUGGGUACUUCAAGUUCGACUAUAACAUCGAUGUCACCCAAGGGACAGACAUCGACUGCUCAAGUCCUGGCUCCGGCCAGCUGGAGCAUAACCGCGCUUAUCUGCGCUGGGUAAAUGAAUUGCACGAUCUCUCCCCCGGCCUCGUGGUCGAAAACUGCUCCAGCGGUGCCCAGCGAAUGGAUUACGCCAUGUUGGCGGUCCACGCUCUCCAGUCGUCGAGCGACCAGCAAGAUCCAGACCGCUACCCGGCCAUUGCAUCGGCUCUCCCUACCGCUGUUGCUCCAGAACAAGGAGCAAUAUGGGCCUACCCGCAGCCGGCAUGGGAUGAUGAGCUCAAUGCGAUGACAGUGGUUAAUAGUCUCCUGGGCCGCAUCCAUCUAAGCGGACGUUUAGAUCUUCUCCAGCGGGAGCAGUUUGAUUUGGUCAAAGAGGGCAUGGACGUCUAUAGAGCUAUACGGGCCGAUUUGCCCACUGGAACCGCAUUUUGGCCUCUGGGUCUUCCACAGUGGCAUGAUGAUUGGUUCUCACUCGGUAUUGCUGUGAAGAAGCGCGAUGACAAUGCUCAUGAGCGUUAUUACCUUUCCAUUUGGAGACGAGGUGGUCCCGAGUCCAUUGACCUGCCCAUCAGAGGACUCUGUGGUAGGGCUGUUAGCAGCGAGAUUCUUUAUCCUACCAUGCUUCCCGCGACGAUCAAAUGGGUGUCUAACCCGGGUUUAUUGAAAGUCACCAUCCCGUCCGAAUUGGGGGCUCGGUUUGUCAAGCUGACAGCGGAGUAA